AUGGAUGAUAACGAUGCUGUUGUAUCUUCUAGGAAGAAAGCAGGAACACCUAAGGCUUUUAAAGAUAUGACAACCAUUUUCGAAGUUUAUUCAUCUAUCACUGCUAUGGACCCUCAGACUGCUGUAGCGUCUAAUAAUAUUUACGCAAAUAAGGAGCUUGCCCGUUUAUGGCACGAAAAGAUUAAGUGCUUUUCCUUCAAUGUAGAGAUCCACCAGACAAAGCUAUAG
Molecule: messenger RNA, 228 nt
Organism: Funneliformis caledonium
Lineage: Eukaryota; Fungi; Glomeromycota; Glomeromycetes; Glomerales; Glomeraceae
Source: the annotation of a GenBank genome assembly